GCCUAUUCAUGCGGGGCAGACUAAACAUCGGAGAUAGUCUUUAACCAUCGAUACUCGAUUGAUUUGAGAAUACUUUGGUUUUUCUCCUCUUCAAUUGUUUUGUGGACUAGCAUUGGGAUAGCUCGAUUACGGAAGCCUGCAGCAUCCGUCAACGUCAACGUUAAGGGAUCUUCCUCGAUAACUACCAACAGCACCACCAACGACUCGGGAUUCUUUACUCUUUCGUUUCACACGUAUACGAUUAUUCCAUUCCCGACAACUCUUUGAGUACUCCCGCGGUACCAAAAAAAAAACGAGAAAUAACCCCCAUCCAACAUUCUCCGCCGAAGUCGCAUCAACUCUAACUCGAACUCCAAAAACCUCAUAUCGCAUACAAAACACAUCCGCCCACCCUCCAUCUUCCCAUCCCCAUUACAAACCCCAUCCCAAUACCGCCCAAAAUGGCCUCCUCCAAACCCCUUCCCAACCUCAAGGACCUCACCAUCGAGAACAUCACCACCAACGUACACGCCAUCAACGCGCAGACGUCGAACCCGCGCCUGCGCUACAUCAUGGAGCGGCUGGUGACGCACCUGCACGAUUUCGCACGCGAGACGCGGCUGAGUACGGACGAGUGGAUGGAAGGGGUCAAGUUUUUGACCGAGGUGGGCAAGAUGAGUAGUGAUGUCCGACAGGAAUUCAUCCUCCUCUCCGACACCCUCGGCCUCUCCCUCCUCAUCGACUCCCUCUCCCACCCCAAACCCUCAACCGCAACCCAAGGCACCGUCCUAGGCCCCUUCCACACGCACACAUCCCCAUCCUCCACCCAGGGAGCAACCAUAACCCACGACCCCUCCGGCACCCCCUUACUCUGCCUCUGCACCGUCUCCUCCACCUCGGGCCAACCCCUCAAGGACAUCUCCAUCGACGUCUGGGAGACGGAUUCCAAGGGCGUCUACGACGUGCAGUACGCGAGCUACGCUGGGCAGCCGAACGGGCGCGGUUUGCUGCGCAGCGACGACGAGGGCAGGUUCUGGUUCAAGGCCAUUGUGCCCGUGCCGUAUCGGAUUCCCGACGACGGGCCCGUGGGCAAGAUGUUGCACGCGCUGGGGAGGCAUCCGUGGAGGCCGAGCCAUGUGCAUUUCUUGUUGGAGGGGGAAGGGUUCGAGACGUUGAUUACCGCCCUCUACCUCCGCCACGACCCCUACGAAACCAGCGACGCCGUCUUCGGCGUCAAGGACUCGCUCAUCGUCGACCUCCAGGACAUCACGCCCGAGCAGCGCGAGAUGUACGGCGUCGAGGGUGACGGGCCCUGCAAGGUGCUGACGUACGACUUUGUGCUCGUGACCGAGGAGGAGACGCAGAAGCUGAGGGACGACGAGGCCAGGAAGGCCAUGGAGAAGUUGGGGCUCUGGGGUGAAGGGUGGCGGAUUGUGGAUGGGUUGCCGGUGCCGGAUGUGGAUUAGGAGGUGCCCGAGGGAAGUGUGUUGAAUUGUAGCAACAGAGUCUAGAGGAUGAUUGGGGGAAACGCGAUCCGAAGGGAGUUCAAAUGUGCUUAGAUUUCCUGCUGAUUGAGCAGGCAACCCAUAAAACCAGCAGGUUUAGGAACUGA
Molecule: messenger RNA, 1591 nt
Organism: Westerdykella ornata
Lineage: Eukaryota; Fungi; Ascomycota; Dothideomycetes; Pleosporales; Sporormiaceae
Product: aromatic compound dioxygenase
Exons: 3
Coding region: 441-1445 (334 amino acids)
Biological process (GO): catechol-containing compound metabolic process
Molecular function (GO): catechol 1,2-dioxygenase activity; ferric iron binding
Source: RefSeq, a predicted model, not a curated record